Messenger RNA from Symphalangus syndactylus (siamang), 737 nucleotides. RefSeq names its product solute carrier family 12 member 3-like. NCBI's taxonomy places the organism in Eukaryota, Metazoa, Chordata, Mammalia, Primates, Hylobatidae. The record is from RefSeq and is a predicted model, not a curated record.
AGGGCAAGGGGUGGGGCUCACACUGGAGACUGCAACCCCUCCCUUACCACCCUGCUCCCUGGAUUUGCUGUGUGCUCAACAUCUGGGGCAUCAUUCUCUACCUGCAGUUGCCUUGUAUUGCUGCUCAGGCCAGCAUGGGUAUGAGCUCAGAGCUCUCCUGGGCAGUAGGAAGGGAUGUGCAUAUAUGAAUAAAUUCCCAUCCUCACCCCAGGGCUCACAUGGCUCAUCAUCCUGUUCUUGGCCUCAGUCAUACUGUCACCAGAUUGUCUAUCUCAGCCAUCUCCAGCAACGGCAAAAUCAAGGCUGGCUCCUGUAUGAUUCAACGUGCUUCAGAAAAUAGGACUGACAUGGGUGUGCAGAAUGGGAGCCGCCUGGGCGCAAAGUGCCAGUAUGGCUGGGAUUUCAGCAGUUGUCAAGAGCAAGGGUCUUGCCUCUAUGGGCUCCCUAAUCACUACGAGGUGAGUGAACCAGAGCGGAAGUGUAGAGAGAGAAACCUUGCCCAUUGCCUGGCAUAGCAUAGAUGUUUAAAUUGAUUAAUUUGGGGCAAAACCUUCAAAGAUGCAAAUAAAUUUUAAUAAGUCUGGGAAAGCUAGGUGAAAAUAUGGGUGGAAUGCAUUACUUUGGAAAUGCAUUGAUUUUUGCCUCUGUCUGCCCUUUUCCUCAGGCCAUGAACAUGAUGUCUGCCUUUAGCCCUCUGAUGUCUGCUGGAAUCUUGAGUGCCACUCUGUUCUGUGCCC